Molecule: messenger RNA, 4350 nt
Organism: Astyanax mexicanus (Mexican tetra)
Lineage: Eukaryota; Metazoa; Chordata; Actinopteri; Characiformes; Acestrorhamphidae
Gene: skilb
Product: SKI-like proto-oncogene b
Exons: 8
Coding region: 335-2485 (716 amino acids)
Biological process (GO): negative regulation of BMP signaling pathway
Cellular component (GO): nucleus
Molecular function (GO): SMAD binding; DNA-binding transcription factor activity, RNA polymerase II-specific; RNA polymerase II cis-regulatory region sequence-specific DNA binding
Source: RefSeq, a predicted model, not a curated record
UCACCGUGAAGUGUUCGCCUCGGUGAUUUAGUAGAGAGCGACGGAGGCUCGAAUGCAGACUGCAUUGGAGGGCAACCCCCCAUAUUACAUUAGUGGAAGCUUUAAAACGGGUCGGUUUUCUGUGUUUCUCGUCCUGAUGAAGAAUAUCGUGUUAUAUGAAGUGAGGACCGUCGUUUAACCGUUUCCUCUGGUUGAAAGAAUUCUCCUAAAAAAGCUUGAAGUUCAGACCUGAUUGACAAUGAUUCACAGCCUUUAAAAGCCCUCUGUUUCUGAGUGUCAGCCAGCCCACUCCCUGUUAUUGAAGAUCAGUUCUUGAUAUCCCAGUCAAAGAAAUAUGGCUCUGGUCCAGAACACCCGACCUCAUCUUGACAAGGACCACUCUCUCCACAGAGUGCCACUAAAAAGGCUGAUGCGAGAGAAACCAUUAGAAGCAGCCCCCAUAAAGAAACGAGUUAUGGCUGCCCUGAACUUGUCCUGCAAAAAAGAGCCGGCAUUAUUAUCCCCAUCAUUGAAGCCCGUCAUAAAGACUGAGAAUGUGGAAAAGAUCUCCUCGUUUCUGGGCUGCGGCCGUGAACUCGGCUAUCACCAAGACUCCAAGAUGAAAGAUGGGCAGGAGAACGCUUUAGACCUAAGCCCAGCCUUGAGGCACACCCUGGCCCAGUUCACUUUGAGCAGCCAGUGCUCUCUAGGUGGCCCUGCUGCGUUUUCUGGCCAGCACAGUCAGGAUAAGCUCGCCCCUCUGCUAACCCAGGCCAAUGUGGGUGGGGGCCCCCUGCUGGUGCCUCCAGACAGCUCCACGGACCUUGUGGUGUGCAAUCUGGAAGGCGAAACCAUCUCUUGCUUCUCUGUGGGUGGUGAACUGCGUCUUUGCUUGCCUCAGGUGCUAAACACAGUCCUGCGAGACUUCUCGCUUCACCAGAUCAACUCAGUGUGCGACCAGCUUUACUUGUACUGCUCUCGCUGUGAUGCCUCCCAGCUGCAAGUUCUCAAAAUAUUGGGAGUCUUGCCACCCGGGGCACCCUCUUGUGGCCUCAUCACACUCACCGAUGCCCAGCGCCUCUGUAACACACUGCUACAUCCAGGUGAAAGCAAUGCGCCGGCUGGGGUGCUCAAGGGCCACUCAGUUGGAGAAGAUGAAGAGAAAGAGGCUGAGGAAGGUGGAGCCUUCUGGGUGGAGCACCAGUGCCUGGGGAAGUGCCAAGGCCUGUUUGUACCUCGUUUCUAUGCAAGCCCUGGCUCCCCCUGCAUCCGCUGCUCGCAGUGCCGCCGUCUCUUCUGCCCCGAGCGCUUCGUCAUGCACUCGCACUGGCAGCCUGACAAGCGCACAUGCCACUGGGGUUUUGACUCAGCCAAGUGGGCCUGCUACCUUCAGCUUGGGCGCAGGUACCAGGGGGCAACAGAAGAGGCCAGGCUAAAGCAGCUGCUGGAGACGAUGAAGAUGAAGUUCCGCGGCAUCCCGCUGGAGGCCAAGCUGCCACAUCUGGAGACGGCCCAAGUACAGGAGGGAUUAAAUCUCUGUGCUGGGAAAGAGAAACUGUGUGAAAUUGGCUUGGAGGGAAAGGCAGUGCCUUUGCCCGCCCAUGUGUUUGACCCGUGUCUGCUUGCCGGUUUGAAGGAGGACCCCAGGCACCAUGAGCUCAUGUGGCAAAGCUGGUACCUUUACAUGCAUGAUAAGCUGGCUAAUUCCAACAUGGCUCCAAGUUCUGGCUGUGGUGCCGAAAAAGAUGUGGAGGCAUUAAGAGUGGAGAUGCUGGGAAGCCUGCUCAAACAUGGCAGCAGCCAGGAUAACAAGACACUGGCGCACAAUGGGGAAGAGACUGACCCCAAGGCAUCUGCCACCUCAGGGCGGAAAAAAACAAGUUGCUUUUCUGGUCAAACGCAAAGCAACAGUCCAGACGAGUGGCCGCGAGUUUCCAUAGAAACGCCCGUGUGCGAGAAGUCUUUCAGUGGCGGUCUUGAGGAAAACAAGGACAGCAUGGUGGUGGAGGUGCUUCAGAUGUACAAUGCUCAGCAUGAGAAGCUUCAGUCAACCCUCCGCAGGCAGCAACAACUGGAAAAGCAGGAACUGCAAGCGCUGCGCAGGGACGAGGUGGCAGAACAGCGCCACCUGCAUGGCGAACUGGAGGUGGUGCAGACGGAGCAUGCACAAAAGCUGGGGGAGGUGCAAGAGGAGCAGAGGAGGCUUAAGUGCAGGCUGGAGCAGCUGAGGCAGCAGGGCUGCAGGUGCAGAGAGCAGCAGGGGGGCGAGCGACAGCAGGAGAGCCAUUACGCAGCACAGUUAUCAGAGCUGCGUAAGAGGCUGGACCGUGCUGAGGAAGACCGGGAGGAAUUGCAGGAGGAGCUCCGCAGGGAGAGAGAAGCCAGGGAGAAGCUGGAGCGGACCAUCGCUGAACUCAAACAGCAAAUGAAAGAGUCUGUACCAGGAUCUCCACUGGACAGCCCCUUGUCAAGCUCUUCUGAUGCACUGAUGUCUCCAGCUCCAUAGUCCAGCGUUCAGAUCAACCAACAGCAUCACAUCUUUAUAACUCUGACCAAGUUUUGUGUUGGGACACUUUAUUGGCCUUGUAAUUUCAAAGCCAAAUUUGCUUUUUAUCAUAGUUGGCGACAUGGCCAAAGCCUCAAAUCUCACUGAUUUGUGUAAGGCCUUUAUAAAGAAAACGUUACUGUUUCACGCAACACAUUAUGUGCGCACAAAUAUAACAACAGUAUAUUAGGUUACUAGUCUGUUCUGUAAUACAAAUUUGAUCAUAAGGAGCAUUAAAUGCUUUUUACUGCAAUCUCCUUUUGUAUUUAGGUUCUCGCACACAAAUAGAAAUCUUUAGUGUGCGGGAACACAACAAGAAUUUUUUAACCUGCACGUGUGUAAUCCGCACCAUUUAUUAUUAGUCAGUGCAAUGACUACUGUUAGAGAAAAAAGAUAAAAUUGAAAUAUAAUUGUUAUAAAAAAAUAACAUGAUAUAUUGUUUAUAAAAAGUAUUUAUUGUUUUAUUGACAAAUGUUAUGUGAGCAAAACCUUUGUAAAUCUAUACAUACUUAAAGGUACGCUAAGUAUUUUUUUUUGUUUUUUUUGCCGUUUCACUCACAAACCACAUAGGCCUCGUAAUGACAAGCUGCUAGUAUUGCCACUUGCCACAUGACUCGUCGUGACCUAGGAAUGGCAAGAAACAUUCAGAAUUGCUCUGUCCAGUGCAAGAAUAACUGGGAAGCUUUGCAGCUUGUUGCCAUGUAACAUUCCAUACUCCUGCCGUUUAAAGGCACAUCCAUUUUUCAUAACACUCUGUAACAUUCAGUUUUAAUAGAGAAUUUUAUUUGGUGUACCUUUAAGUUGUCUUUUCUUUGCGAGAUGCAUUUACAUUUUACGUAUGUAUGCACAGUUUGAAUGUACAAUAUGUAUGCAUGUAUGUAUGCUAAAAUAUAACAGUUAACUGAGUUUACACCAUGGUAUGGAUUAAAAAAAAAUAAUGUAUAUAAAUGUUUUGUAAACCAUUUCUUAUGAAUGUUGUACAUCCUCUCAGAUUUUCUGAUACUUUAUGUUCUUAUUGUUUUAUUUCUUUUUGAGCUUUUACAAAUUAACAUGUUAGUUUAUAUUAGUAAAACAGAAAAGAUAUAAAAUGCUCUUUAUAUUCUCAAUUUGCUAAUAAUCACAGGAAAUUAUAUCGACCACUGUAUAUCACAUUGUGUCAUAAGUACAGAUAAACAGGGUUUACUUAACAUAUGCCAUGAGAUGAGAGCGACAUGAUGAGAGAACUGAUUUUCUGAUUGUAGGCUCUCUUUUUGACAAUCAGAGGGAAUAUCUUCAAUUCCUUGGACAUAAACACUUAAGAAUGAGCUGAUGAUGAAAUUGUUGCUACCUCAGGUGAAUAUAUAUAUAUAUAUAUAUAUAUAUAUAUAUAUAUAUAUAUAUAUAUAUAUAUAUAUAUAUAUAUAUAUAUAUGAGCUGUGUAUCUGUGUUUCUUACAGUAUGGACUGAAUAAGAAGAUGGGAGUAUUUUGGCAGUCUGAGCUCUAAUUACCUCUGUGCUGUUUCUAUGCUGCUUUAUGGGCUAAGUGUUACUGGCUUCUUCAUGCGAGCUGACCGAGAGGUGCAUGUAUAAUAUUAAACACACAAAAAAGGAUGUCCCUCAUAAAUAUGCUGAGUAUUUCUUUACCCACCUUUUCACAGUGUGCUAAUGUUUUAUUGGGUUCCUUCCUGAAGCCAUUGCUUGUGUCUGUAUGGUACGAGAUGACACUUUUUGUCCUACCUCCACCUGUGAUUAAGCCACAUUGUAUCACCGCAACUUUGUGUAUGUCAGUUCAUUUGCAUUGAUAUUCUCAUUUAUUGUUGGGGUUAACAAUAAAACCUAUUCCUAUA